AUGGCGUCUGACUCUAAGGCAAAGCAGGGAAUCUGUGGAGUGCAGUGCGAGGUUUCUGGUCGGUGUGACCUGUCACAGAGCAGACUUGGCCCCGCUUAUCAAUUUGAGGUUAGCCGCAGCUUCGCAACAAAAACGAAGAAGUACAAGAUCAAGAGCUACUCAUCGUACAAGCAGCGCUUUUGGUCCAUGCGUGACGGGGGGUUUAAGAGGAUGAAGGCUGGCAAGCGGCACAACGCUUCAGCAAAAACCAAGAAGCAGCUGCGGCGGUUAAGAACGCCAACAACGACCCCUCCAGCACUCGCCAAAGUAAUGAGGCAGCUUGGCUUUCAAGGGCGGUAGCAUGAUGGGCGCUUCUUUAAAUCGACUUCGAGUUUGAAGUGGGUGCCUAAGGUCUGCUGCAAAGACGGCUGAAUCAGUGACUAUCUGCAUUUGACGGUCCGACCAGGAAAACCUGUAAUUGAACGGUUCGGUGAGCAGAGCUGUCGAAUGGUCGCUUCGCUCACAUGUUGGUGCGUACAAUUUCUGGUCGAGCCUCGGCACUUUGUCUACUUGUAUGAUAUGACGAC
This is a messenger RNA of Klebsormidium nitens, 566 nucleotides long. The record is from the annotation of a GenBank genome assembly. Lineage: Eukaryota; Viridiplantae; Streptophyta; Klebsormidiophyceae; Klebsormidiales; Klebsormidiaceae.